Molecule: messenger RNA, 940 nt
Organism: Salvia miltiorrhiza (redroot sage)
Lineage: Eukaryota; Viridiplantae; Streptophyta; Magnoliopsida; Lamiales; Lamiaceae
Product: CBL-interacting serine/threonine-protein kinase 12-like
Exons: 1
Coding region: 140-784 (214 amino acids)
Biological process (GO): protein phosphorylation
Molecular function (GO): protein kinase activity; ATP binding
Source: RefSeq, a predicted model, not a curated record
CAAAAAAUCAGUUGCGAAUUUAGGGUUCUCGAUCAAAAUCAGCAGCUGUAUAUUAUCUCGCAUACUGCAAUCGAAUUGAGCUUUGAGUAAAUAAGUUGUUAAACCCUCGAGAUUAGAAGCUAAAAUUCACUGCAAAUCAAUGACCGCCGCCGCCGCCGGCAACAACGGCACAGCCGCAAGUAAAUCUCUGAAAUCGCCGAAGCAGAAGGAGCUGCAGGGGCUGCUAUUAGACCGGUACGACGUCGGAAAGGUCAUCGGCCACGGGACCUUCGCGAAGGUGUACCACGCGAGGAACGUGAAGACAGGUGAGGGCGUGGCGAUAAAGGUCACCGACAAGGAGAAGAUCUUGAAAGUCGGUCUAAUGGCGCAAAUCAAGCGCGAGAUCUCGAUCCUGCGGCGCGUCCGCCACCCAAACAUCGUGCAAUUGUUCGAGGUGAUGGCGACCAAGUCAAAGAUCUUCUUCGUGAUGGAGUUCGUCAAGGGCGGCGAGCUCUUCAGCAAGGUGGCCAAGGGCCGCCUCAAGGAGGAGGUGGCGCGGAAGUACUUCCAGCAGCUGAUCUCCGCGGUGGCGUUCUACCACGCCCGCGGCGUCUACCACCGCGAUUUGAAGCCGGAGAACAUCCUCCUCGAUGAGGACGACAACCUCAAGGUCUCCGACUUCGGAUUGAGCGCGAUUCCUGAGCAGGUGGUGGUGGUGGUGGUGGUCGGAGGAGGAAUGGAGGUGGUGGUGGUGGUGGUGGUCGGAGGAGGAAUGGAGGUGGUGGUGGGACCCACUACAAAAUAAAAGAAAAAAAUAAAAAAAAUUCAAGGAAACGGUGUUAGACGUCCGUUUUCUUCGUGGGUUAAGUUGCAUAUUUUUUAUGUACUAUAGGGGAGGUAUUUGCACCAAAGUCGAGUGUGGGGGGCUAAACGCUCUAGGGGGGUCUACUUUAGGGACUAA